Messenger RNA from Cucurbita maxima (winter squash), 4237 nucleotides. Its product is annotated as isoleucine--tRNA ligase, cytoplasmic-like. The record is from RefSeq and is a predicted model, not a curated record. NCBI's taxonomy places the organism in Eukaryota, Viridiplantae, Streptophyta, Magnoliopsida, Cucurbitales, Cucurbitaceae. Gene Ontology annotation, molecular function: isoleucine-tRNA ligase activity; tRNA binding; aminoacyl-tRNA deacylase activity. The coding region runs from base 443 to 3997 and encodes 1184 amino acids. Gene Ontology annotation, biological process: isoleucyl-tRNA aminoacylation. The transcript is spliced from 28 exons.
GUUUUUGGGUUUUUGGAAUAACUACAGCCAUUUUCGUAGCUACCGCAUCCCUCCCAUUACCUCACGCUCGCGCCACGCUGCCGCUAUUCCUGCCUGACGCCGUCUCAGCAGCUGCUGCUGCACUCUCAUCUGCCCCAGGUCUGCCUUGCGACAAAAUCGCCGCCGUCCCCUCCCUCUCUUCCAGCAAGCGGAGUUACUUAAGCGGGUAUUUUUGAGUACCCACAGAAUCGAACUGAAACGGGUACUUAAUUAUCUCAAAACUGAGCUGACCAGACCAGACCAGACCAACGCACUACCAAAUUAGGGACGCUGGUCAAUCGUUCCAAUCGGUUUCUUCAAAUCUGCCGCUGAAGGGAACUACUAGGGCAACUUUACUCUGUACUAAGCGCCCCCCUCUUCGCCGGCCUCCGAUUGAAUUGCGGGAAUUCUUGUUAGUGCCGCCAUGGAUGAGGUUUGCGAGGGUAAGGACUUUUCGUUCCCUAAGCACGAGGAGGUGGUGCUUGAGUAUUGGUCUGACAUCAGGGCAUUUGAGACCCAGCUUGAGCGCACAAAGGACCUUCCUGAGUAUAUUUUUUAUGAUGGCCCUCCGUUCGCCACUGGUCUUCCACAUUAUGGUCACAUCUUGGCGGGAACCAUCAAGGACAUUGUCACCCGGUAUCAGGUUAUGACCGGUCAUCACGUGACUCGUCGCUUUGGAUGGGACUGCCACGGAUUGCCUGUUGAGAACGAGAUUGAUCAGAAGUUGGGGAUCAAGAGGAGAGACGAUGUGUUGAAGAUGGGGAUUGACAAGUACAAUGAAGAAUGCAGAAGUAUAGUCACGAGAUAUGUGGGGGAGUGGGAAAAAAUCAUCACGCGUACUGGUCGAUGGAUUGACUUUAAAAACGACUAUAAGACUAUGGACUUGAAAUUCAUGGAGAGUGUUUGGUGGGUUUUUUCUCAGCUCUUCGAGAAGGGUCUUGUCUAUAAAGGUUUCAAGGUCAUGCCAUAUAGUACUGGUUGCAAGACGCCACUUUCAAACUUCGAAGCUGGUCAAAGCUAUAAGGAUGUCCCUGAUCCUGAAAUCAUGGUAACUUUUCCAGUACUCGGGGAUCCGCAAAAUGCAGCUUUUGUGGCUUGGACAACAACUCCAUGGACCCUUCCGAGUAAUCUUGCCCUUUGUGUUAAUGCAAAUUUCGUCUAUGUGAAGGUUCGCAACAAGGCAUCUGGAAAAGUUUAUGUGGUUGCUAAAUCCCGAUUGUCAGCUCUACCUGUUGAGAAACAAAAAGUGAAUGCACCAAAUGGUUCUACCGAUGUUGUUAACAAGUCAAAUCCUAAGAAAAAAGGUUCCUCAAAUUCAAAAACAGAGAACUCAGUGGAGGACUCAUAUGAGGUAUUGGAGGAAGUAUUGGGAGCUUCUCUUGUGGGUAAAAAGUACGAGCCACUGUUUGAUUACUUUAAAGAGUUCUCUGAUGUGGCAUUUAGAGUUGUUGCAGAUAAUUAUGUAACUGAUGAUAGUGGUACGGGUAUUGUCCAUUGUGCUCCUGCAUUCGGUGAAGAUGACUAUCGUGUUUGCAUUGAGAACCAAGUGAUCCAUAAGGGCGAGAAUCUGAUUGUUGCAGUCGAUGACGAUGGUUGCUUUACAACAAAGAUUACUCAAUUUUCUGGGCGUUACGUCAAGGAUGCAGACAAGGAUAUAAUUGAAGCCGUGAAGGCACAAGGGAGGCUUGUUAAAUCGGGAAGCUUUACCCAUUCUUAUCCUUUCUGCUGGAGAUCUGAUACUCCCCUAAUCUACAGGGCUGUCCCAAGCUGGUUUGUCCGAGUUGAGAAAUUAAAGGAGAAAUUACUGGAAAACAACGAGAAGACUUACUGGGUGCCUGAUUUUGUGAAGGAGAAAAGGUUCCAUAAUUGGCUAGAGAAUGCGAGAGAUUGGGCUGUCAGCCGUAGUAGAUUUUGGGGAACACCACUCCCUGUCUGGGUUAGCGAGGAUGGAGAGGAAAUACUGGUCAUGGAUUCAAUUGAGAAACUUGAACAGCUUUCUGGUGUCAAGGUGUUUGAUCUGCACCGGCACAAGAUUGAUCACAUUACUAUUCCAUCUAGAAGAGGUCCUGAAUAUGGUGUGCUUCAGAGGGUAGAUGACGUGUUUGAUUGCUGGUUCGAGAGUGGGUCUAUGCCAUAUGCAUAUAUUCAUUAUCCAUUUGAAAACGUUGAGCUUUUUGAGAAAAACUUUCCUGGGCACUUUGUGGCAGAAGGGCUUGAUCAAACUCGUGGAUGGUUCUAUACUCUCAUGGUUCUAUCUACUGCUUUAUUUGGGAAGCCCGCAUUUAGGAACCUUAUUUGUAAUGGCCUUGUCCUUGCUGAGGAUGGAAAGAAGAUGAGCAAAAGGUUGAAAAAUUAUCCUUCACCAAUGGAAAUCAUAAAUGAUUAUGGAGCUGAUGCUCUGAGAUUAUAUCUUAUAAAUUCUCCAGUUGUACGUGCAGAGACUUUACGCUUCAAGAAGGAGGGCGUUUUUGGUGUUGUCAGGGAUGUUUUCCUUCCAUGGUAUAAUGCCUAUAGAUUCCUUGUUCAGAACGCCAAGAGGCUCGAAAUUGAGGGAUUUGCACCAUUUUCUCCCGUAGAUCAAGCUACCCUUCAAAAGUCAUUCAAUGUGCUUGACCAAUGGAUAAACUCUGCCACCCAGAGUUUAGUAUAUUUUGUCAGAAAAGAAAUGGAUGGGUACCGACUGUACACGGUAGUUCCAUAUCUUCUAAAGUUUCUUGACAACCUUACAAAUAUUUAUGUGAGGUUCAACCGCAAGAGACUAAAGGGCCGUACUGGGGAAGAAGACUGCAGGAUAGCACUCUCUACUCUGUACCAUGUCCUUUUAACAUCUUGUAUGGUCAUGGCUCCAUUUACACCAUUUUUCACCGAAGCUUUAUAUCAAAACUUACGGAAGGUUUCUGAUGGGUCAGAGGAAAGCAUUCAUUACUGUUCUUAUCCUCAGGAAGGAGGAAAGAGAGGUGAAAGAAUUGAAGAAAGUGUUACAAGGAUGAUGACAAUUAUUGAUCUUGCUCGCAACAUUCGGGAGCGUCAUAACAAACCUCUUAAAACUCCUUUGAGAGAAAUGAUAGUGGUUCAUCCUGACAAAGAUUUUCUUGAUGACAUAGCCAGAAAGCUUAGAGAGUACGUUCUAGAGGAAUUGAACAUAAGAUCUCUUAUCCCAUGCAAUGAUACGUUGAAGUAUGCAUCUCUUCGUGCUGAGCCAGAUUUUAGUGUGCUGGGUAAGCGUCUUGGAAAAGCUAUGGGAGUCGUGGCAAAGGAAGUCAAAGCCAUGUCACAGGAAGAUAUCUUGGCUUUUGAGAAAGUGGGAGAAGUUACUAUUGCUACUCAUUGUUUAAGGUUAUCUGACAUAAAGGUUGUCCGUGAUUUCAAACGACCUGAUGGUAUGACAGACAAGGAAAUGGAUGCUGCUGGGGAUGGUGAUGUACUAGUGAUUUUGGAUCUACGUCCAGAUGAAUCUCUAUUCGAGGCUGGUGUUGCUCGUGAGAUUGUUAAUAGAAUCCAGAAGUUGAGAAAGAAAGCUGCCCUUGAACCUACCGACUCCGUAGAGGUGUAUUUUCGAUCACAAGAUGAGGAUGCAUCAGUUGCGCAAAGAGUUUUAAAUGCACAGGAACUAUACAUAAGCGAGGCAAUCGGUUCACCCUUGCUUCCGUCUGCUUCGUUGCCUUCACAUGCAGUCACGCUUGCUGAAGAGAGUUUCCAAAAUGUAGCCGGGAUUUCAUUUUCGAUUAUCUUGGCCAGACCGGUACCCGUAUUCAAUUCGGACGCUGUGACUGCUCUAUAUAAAGGUAACGAGAAAUUCGCCCGAGCACUUGAGGUCUACCUGCUCUCAAGAGAUCUCUCCAACUUGAAGACUGAGUUCUCUGGAAAUGGCAAGAUGAGAGUUGAUUACAUUGAUGGCCAGCCGGGAGUGGAAGUGGCACUGGGAGAGCAUGUUUUCUUGACGGCCGGCGACAAGUUUCUGAAGGCCAAGUCUUCAUAAACUCUGUUCUGUAUACCUCCAAAUUAUUAUCCAUUUUUAACACUUUUUUACUUUUAAUUUUAUAUGGGAUACAAUUGAAUCCCCUUGACAUCACUUGCCUGCCAAAGUUUUGGGCGCACAAUUUUGUAUGAGAAGUGUAUGCGAAGGUGUUUUUUUUGUUUAAUUUAAAAUAGUUCUUGAAAAAAUUGGGGAAUGUUGAACUUAAAGUUGCUUAAAGAAGAUUCAUAUUUCUUCAUGUAA